This is a messenger RNA of Doryrhamphus excisus (bluestripe pipefish), 5181 nucleotides long. It is a transcript of the gene ctbp1l, whose product is annotated as C-terminal binding protein 1-like. Gene Ontology annotation, molecular function: transcription corepressor activity; DNA-binding transcription factor binding; transcription coactivator activity. Gene Ontology annotation, biological process: regulation of transcription by RNA polymerase II. Lineage: Eukaryota; Metazoa; Chordata; Actinopteri; Syngnathiformes; Syngnathidae. Gene Ontology annotation, cellular component: nucleus. The record is from RefSeq and is a predicted model, not a curated record.
CCGCCAUGAAAGGUGAGGGCGCUCCUUCCAGACCACCGGCGCUCUUUCUCACAGUCACACUGCCCCCCACCAAACAUAGUACUUCCUCUUUUGUGCAAUUUCAUGGCGAUCGGGAGAGAGGGAACCACACCGACGCACGCACACUGUCUCGGCACUCUCCAAAAGAGUUGAUUCGGGUAUCAACUUCAGCUGACAGCCUAACUUUCACAACAGACAUUGCUUUCCAGGAGUGGAUUUGAUCAAGAGGUUCUCAGAUCGGUUCUCCUGUGUUGGACAUCCAGUGUGCUCGGUCUAUGGCUCUGAUGGACAAACAUAAACAGGUCAAGCGCCAGAGGCUCGACCGCAUUUGUGAGGGUAUCCGCCCCCCCAUCCUUAAUGGGCCCAUGCAUCCACGGCCUCUGGUGGCGCUUUUGGAUGGGCGCGACUGCACUGUGGAAAUGCCCAUUUUGAAAGAUGUCGCCACCGUGGCGUUCUGCGAUGCACAGUCCACGCAAGAAAUUCACGAGAAGGUGCUGAAUGAGGCUGUGGCCGCCCUGCUUUAUCACACCAUCACUCUAUCCAGAGAUGACUUAGAGAAGUUUAAAGGCCUACGUGUAAUUGUGCGGAUUGGAUCUGGUUUUGACAAUGUUGACAUCAAAGCAGCUGCUGAACUUGGCAUUGCUGUCUGUAACGUUCCAGCGUCCUCGGUGGAGGAGACAGCCGAUACUUCUCUAUGUUUGAUCCUCAACCUGUACAGGCGAGUCACAUGGAUGCACCAGGCUCUCAGGGAGGGAACCCGUGCCUCCAGUGUGGAGCAGAUCCGAGAGGUGGCUGGCGGUGCCGCUCGCAUACGAGGAGAGACGCUGGGGAUCAUCGGACUUGGGCGCGUUGGACAAGCAGUGGCGCUUCGUGCCAAAGCGUUCGGAUUCGGCGUUAUUUUCUAUGACCCCUAUUUGCCUGAUGGCGUGGAGCGCUCCCUGGGCCUGCAGCGCAUGGCCACCCUCCAGGACUUGCUCAUCCACUCCGACUGCGUAUCCCUGCACUGCAGCCUCAACGAGCACAACCACCACCUCAUCAACGACUUCACCAUCAAACAGAUGCGGCAGGGAGCUUUCCUUGUGAACACAUCAAGAGGCGGUCUCGUUGACGAAAAAGCACUGGCUCAGGCCUUGAAGGAGGGUCGGAUACGAGGGGCCGCUUUGGACGUCCAUGAGACCGAACCCUUCAGUUUUUCAACAGGCCCGCUGAAGGAUGCCCCAAACCUGAUCUGCACUCCACAUACUUCCUGGUACAGCGAGCAGGCGUCGGUGGAGGCUCGGGAGGAGGCAGCCAGGGAAGUGCGUCGUGCCAUCACUGGUCGUAUCCCGGACAGCCUGAAGAACUGCGUGAAUAAAGAGUAUCUGAUGGCAGCGUCUCAGUGGCCCAGCAUGGAGGCUGCCACCGUUCACCCGGAACUUAACGGAGCAACGUACAGAUUUCCUCCAGGUCUGAUCAAUGUUGCCGCAGGGGGUCUCCCGGGAGCCGGCGCCGGGGUUGAAAGCCUGGUGUCGGGAAACCUGGCUCACGGCAUCGCCCCCGUCUCUCACCCACCACAUGCCCCUUCCCCGGGGCAGCCAACUAAGGCCGAAGCUGACAGAGACAUCCCCUCCGACCAAUAGCCCCCCCCCUCCACUCCUCCCUUACCCCUCAACCACCACCACCACCACCAUACACACCCCACUUUAGCCCCUCCCCUUGCUGCCGCCAGCACAUUCCGUCACCUCUUGGGAAAAAAAAAAAAACGGGCUCCAAACCCAUCCACGCAGCAUCAGACACAGUACGCCCUGAUGCCGAGCCGCUCGCCGUCACGUGACCGGCCCACCACUCACACCCGUUCUCACUUUCACCCUUCCUUCAUCCUCCCCAGUCAUCCUCACAACCCCUUAAAGUCAGCAAUAACUUUGUUCUCAAGGAUUCGAUUCAUCGGAGUGGUGUUUUUUUUCUCCGUAGUUGGCUGUCGUUUCAAUGGAAAGUCGAUCACUUGUGACUUUAGGUGUUAAUGUUUGUAAAAAGAAAAAAAAAAAAAACAUUUUCAAGGCUUUCCACUUGGCCGCAUCCUCUACUUGACUCACCCCAGUGGAGGUGCUCGGGGGCAGGAAGCCGCCCUUUUGUCCAUGAAAGGCUUGUGUUACUGCUUUCUUCUUCUUUUCUUACCCCUCUCUCCUCUUCUUCUGCCAUCCAACGUAGUUGUGAAGGGUUUGAUGUGUACUUCGAGUUAAUCGAGUUAAUCACCUCGAGCCCCAGUUUUAACCUUUUGGUGCUUUUGACUUUGUUCAGCUCGUUAUUUGUUAGUCCCAGCCUCAGUGAUCAGUGAUGCCCAGAAUCCUUUGUAGAAUUGAUGAAUUUGCGUACACCCCCCCUACUCCCCCCACUCCCCCCCACCAAUCCCGGGCAUGAAUUUCUGUCUCAUGCCCAAAAAAAGCCGCAGAGCCAACAUUCAAACAGCAGAGGGCGCUGCCUGACUGCUUUGUUUCAGCCUCAAUAGGACAACUCUGGUUUGUGAAGCAAAGACACCCCCCCAAAAAAAAAAAAAACGUGCAGACCAUCCCACCCUGUCAUGUCCCCACCCCCCCCACACAUGCUCAUGAACCCAGUAUGCAUUCUUCCUUUAAACGUGAGGGGACAGUGGAGUUUUAGAUCGUCACAAGGAGUGAGGGGGACGUUAUUCUUUACAUGCUGGCUUUGUUAACAACAGCGGUGUGUGUGUGUGUGUAAUGAGUGUGUGUGUAUAUGCGUGUUUGUUCACCCUGUUUAUAACAAGCUGAUUUCUUUCCAAAGGAAUAGUCCCCCCCCCCACCGGGAAUAACUCUUUACCGCUGUCCCUCUGGUGUCAAGGAAAACACCUUUUUCUCGUACCUCAGUAACAGAUAUUGAAUGUACCGUGCAUACCCUUUUAUUUUUUUGUACAGAUUUUUCUAGAUUCUUCUUACUGUUCUUUACCAGAAGGGUUGUGAUAUUGUAGCAGUAAUAAGAUGAAAUUAAAAAAAAAAAAAAAAAAAAACUCCCCUCGUUAUAAAAUAAAAUAGACCAAUAGGUUGUCUCUUCAUAGGCUACUGAAUACUCAGGCUGCGAAAAAACCAAUGCUUGUCUUUUUUUUUUUUUUUUUUUUGCCUUGACCUUUAUGACCACUUUUUGUCCUCUGUCUUACUGGCUAAUGAUAAACGAGGAACAAAGAAAGGUUUUUUUUUUUUUUUUGCGUCCCUUUUUUUGUCAUCGCCCUGCUGCUCUUGUUUGUAGUGCAUGUGUGAUUUGUUUGUUUUGAACCCUUCAAAAUAAUGGCUGUUUUUUUUUUUUUUAAGCCCCAGUUGACAUUUAUGUCGUGGUCAGUUUCCAGUAAUGUGCAGUUCUGCUCCUCUACCACCCCCCCUUGCCGCCCCGUCCCCCGCUAUCCUGUACCCUCAGAGUCUAAGAGUGACUUGGAGCAUGUGAUGCUUAGCUCCUCAUGUCAUGUGAUGAAUAUAUAUUUUUAAGAAUAACCUCCCUCCCUCUCUGUUAACCCCCCCAUUACUUUACCAUUAAUGAGUAAUCUUAAAUUUUUCGCUGUUGAUGAUGAUGAUAAUGAUAAUGAUAUAUAUUUUUUCAUUUCAGCCGUGCACUGUCAUGUAUACCGGUUAGUUUUAACGUAGAUGUUUUUUUUUUUUGUUUUUUUUUUAAUGCAUAUAUGCUGUGUUCUACAUGUUGUACUGAAAAAUUUAGAUAAGAUACCCCUCUGCUUCCUACCAUAUCCCCCCCCGGCCUUACUAUCCUCCCCCCUUGUAGCUGUUCUAGAAAGUCGCCAUGGAACCACUCACUGCCUUAAUAACAGUUGACCACAGCAGGUGACCGGUAGAAACCAACUAGCCAAAAAAAAAAAAAAAGAACCCCUCACUCCUGAGUUUCUAGCAAGUAAAAAAAGACAGAAAAUAGUCAUUGAGAAAAAAAAAGUUGUAAUAUUCAACUUUAUUCUCAGUACAAUUUUCUUUUCUUUACCGUGUGGCUCUGAAAAAACUUCAUAGAAUUCGAUAUCACCUUUGCACCAAAUACAGUCCGGAGUCGACAGUUUAUAUUUUUGGAUCAAACAUAAAACACAAUUUUUUUUUUCCUCCCCUUGUCAAGUCAAGCCAGCAGUAUAUUUGUUCACAGGCUACCAAUAUAAGCACAGUGUGUGUGUGUGUGUGUGUGUGUGUGUGUGUGUGUGUGUGUGUGGUCACAAAGCUCCAGCUGAUAUUUCACUCUCGGGUGUUAAAAUUGCAAUGCACCCACCACCACUACCACCACCGCCCCUCCUGCUACUACUUCUACUACUACCGGGGAGCUUAUGAAGGGUCUUUCACUCUGCUGUGACAGAGCCCCCCCCCAGAAGGGCUGGAGUUGGGUGGAAGGGGUGAAGUAUGGGGUGGGGGGCACAGCAGACACUGGUGUCAUCUGUCCCAAAAAAAAAAAAAAAAAGAAUUGGUCACUUUUUCUCUCUCAGGGUUUGAAUGCACACACAUAUCCUUUAGCAGUUGUCCCCUCCUUCCGAAUGUAGAACGGCCGAGUGUUUUUAGAACCCCCCCCCCCCCGACCUCUUGUCUUGUUCCACAGCUUUUUUCCUUCUCUUGUUUUCCUUUUGGCACUGACGUCUAAACCAUCUAACAAGUAGUGAAUGAAAGAAUGCUAGUAAGUGUGUGUGUGUGUGUGUGUGUGUGUGUGUGUGUGAUGUUAAGAUUGGGAAAUGUAUUUUUAUGACGUGAAUUUUUUUUUUCCUCUUUUCUGUCACCCUCAUUUGUGUACUGAUUUUCACCAGACUGCAAAAACAAAAACACAAAAAAUGAAAAAAAAAAAAAAACAACCCAUCUCUGUAACUAGGCUCUUAAGCUUUAUUUUUUUGUUUACUUUUUUUUUUUAUUAGAAACAAUCAUGUUUGUGAUGGUAACUCCCAAUGGUAAACUCCACACCAUAUUUUAAUAAAAUCUUAAAAAUUAAACUUGUUUACAUGUUUUAACUUUAUAAACGCUAUACUUUUGUGUUGUGUACACAAACUUUUAUAGCUCAUUUCAUCUGAACUGGUUUCCAGUGUGCAAUCCCACCGCUUUUUAGGACACGGAUUUGUGUUUACGGAGCUUUCACCAUAAACAAAAUUGUUUACUGCGGUUUGUCGGGUUCUUUUAUUGGGCGUCACACGGGCACCGCAGUGCCGAGAUG